GUCAUACUGUCCUCCGACGUUUUAAUUUUUUGUCGUGUACUUUUUUGUACUUUUAAAUGUACAUUCGAAUUAAAAAAAUAUAAAUUAUACAGAGGUAGUCAACGCUCAUCAAUUAGCUUCAACUUUCAUCAAUUCGAUCAGAGUCUGGCGUGACGGGGUAGUGGGGGUGGUAUACGAUUGCGCUUGUCUGCAUAUUAUUACUUAUAAUUGUCAUUAGGAUAAAAAUUACGAGUUGAUAAUGGGUAAUGCGGGAAGUAAUCAACCGGUUGGACAUCAUCAUAGUAGCAGCACUAGCAGAGAACAUCGUCAUAUCAAAGAACAUCCUCCACCUUCACCAGGAAAAGAAGGCCAAGCUUUUGUCUUUGAUAAAAAACCAAGUCAAAAAUUAGUUUUUCAAUCCUCUCAUGAGGAAGAAGAACCCUAUUUUGCAAAGACAACUGCUCAGCAUGACGGAGAAGAUUUUGGUUCUCAACGUCCACGUUCCAAUACUGUAUCGGAAGGGACCAAAGUAGCAGAUAGCAAAGUAUUACCGACAGUUUUCAAAUGGGAAGGGGGUGGUAAACAGGUAUAUAUCAGUGGAACAUUUACCGGAUGGAAAACAUUGCCAAUGGUUAAAAGCCAUGGUGAUUUUGUAACAAUCAUUGACUUACCAGAGGGAGAACAUCAAUAUAAGUUUUUUGUUGAUGGUGAAUGGAGACACGAUCCAGAUAUAAAAAUUGUUGAUAACGGUAUGGGUUCUAAGAAUAAUUUAGUAUCUGUAAGGAAAUCUGACUUUGAAGUUUUCCAAGCGCUAGCAAAAGAUAGCGAAGGUGUUAUUAGUAGUGCUCAAACAGAAUAUGGGCAAGAAAUUCCUCCUCACAAGCCUUGGGAGAAAGUAGCAGGUCCUCCAAUAUUACCACCACACUUACUACAAGUUAUCCUUAAUAAGGAUACCCCUUUAUCCUGUGAACCGACGCUUCUACCAGAACCAAAUCACGUUAUGUUAAAUCAUUUAUAUGCCUUAAGUAUUAAAGAUAGUGUUAUGGUUUUGUCUGCGACGCAUCGUUAUCGUAAAAAGUACGUUACCACUUUACUGUAUAAACCAAUUUGAAGCUCCUAAGUCAUUCCCGAUAUUAUCGGUAAUCGUUAGUUACAUCGAAUUAAAGCAUAUAUAUAUUGUAGGUAAGGUGAAGUAUUGACUAUUGAAAAAAAAAAAAAAAAAAAAAA
Messenger RNA from Osmia lignaria (orchard mason bee), 1206 nucleotides. RefSeq names its product 5'-AMP-activated protein kinase subunit beta-1 (gene alc). NCBI's taxonomy places the organism in Eukaryota, Metazoa, Arthropoda, Insecta, Hymenoptera, Megachilidae. Gene Ontology annotation, molecular function: protein kinase binding. The record is from RefSeq and is a predicted model, not a curated record. Gene Ontology annotation, biological process: signal transduction. Gene Ontology annotation, cellular component: cytoplasm; nucleus; nucleotide-activated protein kinase complex.